GCGUAAACCGUGAAGACCAUGAAAAACAUAGGCAAGAGAAGAAUGGAAUCUGUAUUUCUCCCAUCCCGAGGAUUCCCUCCAGAAAUCCACUUCAAAAAAGCAAACAGGCCCUUAUCUCUCCAUUGCCUCCGCAAUCCUCGCUUCUUUCCCUUUCUAUUUCUUAUUCUCUCUCCUUCCCUUUUCUCCUUUCCCAUCACAUCUCGUUUCUCUGUUCACUGUUUAACCCACAAAAUGAGACUAUGACGACGCCCUCUCAACCGCCAACGCCCCUUCGCAAGCUGCUUGUCGAAGUAGUCAAUGCGCGUGAUCUUCUUCCCAAGGAUGGCCAGGGGAGUUCCAGUCCUUAUGUCCUUGCUGCUUUCGAUGGCCAGAAGAGGCGAACCUCCACCAAGUUUCGGGACCUCAAUCCUGAAUGGAAUGAGAAGCUCGAGUUUAUUGUCUCUGACCCGGAUAAUAUGGAAUUCGAGGAGCUCGAAAUCGAGGUCUUUAAUGAUAAGAAGUAUGGUAAUGGCAGCGGCCGGAAAAAUCAUUUCUUGGGGCGGCUCAAGUUAUACGGUUCUCAAUUUGCUAAGAGAGGAGAAGAGGAGCUUGUUUAUUUCCCUCUUGAGAAGAGGAGUGUUUUUAGCUGGAUUAGAGGAGAAAUUGGGUUGAAAAUUUGUUACUAUGAUGAGUUGGUAGUCGAGGACCAGCAGCCUCCGCCUCCGUCGGAUAAGGAUGCACCGCUACCACAGGAACAGCCCAAGUCUCCGGCGAUUGUCGUGGUGGAAGAAGGCAGACCUUUCGAGUUUCUUGCACGUCCUGAGACUUUCCAUAGUCAUCGUUUUGGCGACGGUUCUGACUUGCCUCCUGUCGUCGUUGUCGAGGAAUCUCCGCCUCCUGUGGUGCAUUUACACUCAGAAUCACCUGUUUGUGAGCCAGCAGAGCCACAGGCAGAGGGUCUCUACACCUCGGACUUGAGGAAGAUGCAGACAACACGAUUUGCUGCUUGUGCUGGCGCGAGAGUGAGAGUACCAAAGCGGCCUGAUGGAGAAUACUCUCCAAGAGUGAUCUCUGGAAAAUUUACUGGAGAAAACGAGAGAGUUAAUCCGUACAAUCUCGUUGAACCAAUGCAGUACUUGUUCGUCAGAAUAGUGAGAGCUCGGGGUUUAUCGCACAACAACAGUCCAUACGUGAAGAUCAGAACUUCGAGUAAUGGUUUGAGAUCUAAACCUGCGAUUUACAGAACCGGUGAGCCAACCAAUUCGCCCGAGUGGCAUCAGGUAUUUGCAUUGAGUUACGACAGACUUGACUUGCGCAGCUCGACUCUAGAAAUCUCAGUUUGGGACUCGCCGGAGCAGUAUCUUGGUGACAUAUGCCUCGAUCUUUCCGAUGUUCCUGUGAGGGACCCACUAGACAGUGCCUUGACUCCUCAAUGGUACCACCUAGAGAGUGGCCCCGGUCAGAUCAGCAGUAGAGUCUCCGGCGAUAUUCAGCUAUCAGUCUGGAUUGGAACUCAAAAAGAUGAUGCUUUCCCAGAGGCAUGGAACUCUAAUGCACCACAUGCAGCUCACACGCGAUCAAAGAUUUACCAGUCUCCGAAGCUUUGGUAUUUAAGAGUCACGAUUCUUGAAGUACAAGAUGUGCAGAUUACUUCGAAUCUGUCUCCGUUAACAACGCCAGAGAUUCGAGUCAAGGCUCAUCUUGGAUUUCAAUCUGUAAGAAGCAGACGAGGGUCCAUGAACAAUCAUAAUGCAUCAUUUCACUGGAACGAGGACCUGAUAUUCGUCGCCGGCGAACCCUUGGAGGACUCCCUUAUCGUGGUAGUGGAGGGUCGUACAAACCGAGAAGCAAUACCUCUUGGGCACGUCAUGGUUCCAUUGAGUUCGAUCGAGCAACGGAUAGAGGAGAGAUAUGUGGUGCCAAAAUGGUUCGCAUUGGAAGGUAGAGCUAGUAUUGGACCAAAUGGUGCAGGUGUGGGCUACCAUGGGAGAAUACAUCUACGACUCUGUUUGGAGGGAGGGUAUCAUGUGCUGGAUGAAGCAGCACAAGUAUGCAGCGACUUUAGACCCACGGCUAAGCAGCUGUGGAAGCCGGCUAUAGGGAUGUUGGAGCUGGGAAUUCUAGGCGCCCGAGGCCUAAUGCCCAUGCAACACAAUGUAAACAGAGUUCUUCGAGGCAAGGGCUCCACCAAUGCUUAUUGUGUAGCUAAAUACGGCAAAAAGUGGGUCCGCACAAGAACCAUCACGGACAGUUUUGAUCCACGCUGGAAUGAGCAGUACACGUGGCAGGUUUAUGACCCUUGCACCGUUUUGACCAUUGGUGUGUUUGACAAUAGUCGUAUUUUUGCUGACUCCACAGAACAUAAGUUUGAUACGCGUAUAGGUAAAGUACGGAUACGAGUAUCCACCUUGGACAGCAACAAGGUUUAUAUCAGUUCAUAUCCUCUGUUGGUUUUACAAAGAUCUGGUUUAAAGAAAAUGGGUGAGAUAGAAUUAGCGGUUCGGUUCGUUUGCCCGAGUUUAUUGCCACAAACUUGCACCGUAUACGGUCAGCCGUUGCUUCCUAGGAUGCACUAUCUCCGCCCACUUGGUGCGGCCCAGCAAGAGGCUCUACGUGGGGCUGCCAUCAAAAUGGUUGCUUCAUGGCUUGGAAGAUUCGAACCACCAUUGGAGCCUGAAGUGGUUCAGUACAUGUUGGAUGCGGAUUCUCACUCGUGGAGCAUGAGGAAGAGCAAAGCAAAUUGGUUUCGAAUCGUAGCUGUUCUUGCAUGGGCAGUCGGAUUGGCGAAAUGGUUGCAUAAUAUCCGCAUGUGGAAGAACUCGACUACAACAGUUCUAGUUCAUAUUUUGUAUUUGGUACUUGUUUGGUUUCCGGAUUUGAUUGUUCCUACCGGGUUCUUGUACAUGUUCUUGGUUGGUGUAUGGUACUACAGGUUCAGGCCCAAGAUACCAGCAGGUAUGGAUACAAGGUUAUCUCAAGCGGAGACAUUGGAUCCAGAUGAGCUGGAUGAGGAAUUUGAUACAAUUCCAAGCUCAAAACCACCAGAAAUAAUCAGGGCUAGAUAUGACAGGUUACGGAUUUUAGCUGCUCGGGUCCAAACAGUUUUGGGUGAUUUAGCAACACAAGGAGAGCGGGUUCAAGCUUUGGUAAGUUGGAGGGACCCACGUGCAACCAAGUUGUUCAUAGUAGUAUGUUUGGCUAUAACCAUAAUUCUUUACGUAGUGCCACCAAAAAUGGUUGCUGUGGCCUUAGGAUUCUACUAUCUAAGGCAUCCAAUGUUCCGGAACCCCAAGCCACCGGCCAACCUGAACUUCUUCCGGCGACUUCCCAGUUUAUCGGAUCGGUUAAUGUAGAUUUGUUAGAGAGGAUAUAAAGUUACAGAUAGUAGAAAUUACAAAAAUUUUUGGGCACCAAGAAAGAAUUGCUUUUGGCUGCAAAAAAGAAAAAAGAUUUAUGGGAAAACUCGGGAUAAGAGAAAGGAGUGGGGUAGAAAGAGAUUGGAGCAGGAAGAAAAAGGAAAAUUUAGAGCCAGUUAAACGGGAGGGAAAGAGGGAGUUUGCUGUAAUGGUGUCGUGAAAAGUUUAAACAUUUGAAUUAUUACUUUCUAACUAGAAAAGCUGUAUUUUUUUUAGCAUUUAUCUAUUUCUUCUUCUCAGUUGGUUUCA
Messenger RNA from Manihot esculenta (cassava), 3644 nucleotides. RefSeq names its product protein QUIRKY. The transcript has a single exon. Lineage: Eukaryota; Viridiplantae; Streptophyta; Magnoliopsida; Malpighiales; Euphorbiaceae. The record is from RefSeq and is a predicted model, not a curated record. The coding region runs from base 240 to 3332 and encodes 1030 amino acids.